UAAAUUGUUUUGAACGAUAAGAACAGUAAGGGGAAAAAAGUCAAUUUCGAUGACUGUGCAAAUGUGUUGAAUUGGUAGUCUGUGUUGUAUUAAGUUUGCUGCAUCUCGAUUUUUGUGUUAAAUAUGAAGGAAUAUCUUGAAUCGUUGAUUCGAUCUGAUAAAACAGAUACUUACAAAGCAGCCGGGGUGAUCGAUCAGAAUCUAGCAGAAUGGAAGGAAGAAAUGGAAAACAAGACCAACGAAUUGAUUCCGGUUAAAGAUCCCAUCACUUUUAGUUGGUAUGACAUAACAGCCCAAAGUAUUCACGAAGAAACCGAGCAUCCUCACAGGCUCAUGUGUUGGUGCUCGGCAGGAGAAAGACAGCGAAAUAAAAUGAUUCUGAAAAAUGUGAGUGGGAUCGCUCAUCCAGGAGAGCUGUUUGUCCUUAUGGGUUCCAGUGGUGCAGGAAAAACCACUUUGCUAAACUGUGUGACGUUCAGAAAUAUAAGAUCGCUAAAAAUAACAGGGUUGGUUAGAGUGAAUGAUACUUUAGUGAAUCAGACCGAAUUGGCUGGGCAAUCAGCUUAUGUCCAGCAAGACGAUCUUUUUGUACCUUGCUUGACUGUGAAAGAACAUAUGAUAUUCCAGGCGAGGUUAAGGAUGGAUAGCUGUUAUACUUACGAAGAUAAGUUACAUCGUAUAGAGGAAUUGCUGAAUCAGCUGUCUCUCACCAAAUGUCAAAAUGUUGUUAUUGGUUUACCAGGGGUAGUUAAAGGCAUUUCUGGCGGAGAACGCAAAAGACUGGCGCUAGCUUCGGAAUUGUUGAUGAAUCCCUCCUUGCUCUUUUGUGAUGAACCUACAACUGGUUUGGAUUCUUUUAUGGCACUUAAUGUCAUGCAAACCCUAAAAACCUUAGCUGCCAGUGGUAGAACUGUAAUUUGUACAGUUCACCAGCCUUCGUCAGAACUAUUCGAGUUAUUCGACAAGAUUUGCUUGAUGGCAGAAGGAAGAACUGCCUUUUUGGGAACUCGAAGCGAAGCCGAUGACUUCUUCACAAAGUUGAAGGCGCCUUGCCCCCUUAACUUCAGUCCGGCAGAUUACUACAUCCAAAUUCUGUCCAUAAUCCCUGGAAAGGAAGACCUUUGUAAAAAGAAUGUUAAUUGCAUAUGCGAUGCCUUCGAGAGAUCUUCUGGUGGUAUUAAAUUGAGGAAAGCUUGUCGUUCUACGAAAUACGAGCCAAGUGGAGAACAAUGGGAGAUCAAAUCUUCUCCAAUCAGCCCUUACAAAGUUGGAUGGUGGGAGCAAUUCAAAGCUGUCUUCUGGAGGUGCUGGUUGGGUAUAAGGAAAAAUAAAAAGAUAACGCGUUUGAAGUUCCUGUCGUAUUUAAGUGUUACCGUCCUGAUAAGUGCUCUCUACUAUAAUCAAGUGCUAAAUACGCAAGGUGUUCGAAAUAUUUGUGGUGCUCUCUUCCUCUUUCUGACCAAUUCAACAUUCAAAAAUCUUUCAGGAGUUAUAGUGACAUUCUGCUCGGAGCUACCGUUGUUUUUACGGGAGCACAAGAAUGGGAUGUAUCGAACUGAUGUAUACUUCUUAUCUAAAUCCUUGGCCGACAUUCCGUGGUUCAGCUUCCUUAACGCGAUGUUUACAGGAACCUGCUAUAUUUUCAUAGGUAUGAAUCCCACUGUCCCAAGGUUCCUCACUGCUAUUGGUAUCACUUUAUUGGUGACGUAUACGGUUUUAGGCGUAGGGUACAUAUUAUCCGUAUCAACUCCGAGUGUACACAUAGCACAACAACUGAUUGCUGCUACAGUAACACCUUUUUUGAUACUUGGAGGUUAUUUCUUGGAUAUACGUUCUAUUCCCUAUUAUUUGACAUGGUUGUCAGAUUUAUCGUGGUUCAAAUGGGCUAAUGAAGCUCUUUUGAUCAAUCAAUGGGAGAAUGUGAAGAAUAUAACUUGUACUGAUCAAUUGAGUGAUUGUAUGCGAAAUGGAAUGCAAGUCCUAGAGGAAUAUGGAGUAGCGGGUCCUGAUAUUGGUGAUGAAUUAUCAGAAAGUUCUAAAUUCACGGAGUCAUUCAAAUUACGAACAAGAUCUUACACAAGAUGGUCACCAACUGAAGAAGGGGUAACAUUAUCCUGGAGUGACGUCAGUGUCUACACCAGAUUACGAGAAAAGGGGAAAUUCAAGUAUAAGAGAAUCAUCAAUGGAGUUAACGGUGCAGUAAAAUCUGGCAGCUUAGUUGCACUUAUGGGUGCUAGCGGAUCAGGCAAAAGUACUCUCAUGAUGGCUCUAGCCCAUAGAAAUUCAGGAGAUAUAACAGUCGAAGGAGACAUUUUAGUGAAUGGCAGACAACUAGGAGAUUACAUGAAAUACAUAAGUGGCUGCAUGUAUCAAGAAGACAUCUUUGUAGGCUCCUUGACAGUGUGGGAGCAUAUGAACAUAAUGUCUCAUCUGAAAUUAGACCGCAGAUUUUCUUCUCAAGAUCGACAACUUAGAAUUCAUAAAAUAUUGAAAGAUCUCGGACUUUUCCACUGUUUGUAUACUAGGAUAGGAGCGAUUGGUAGUAAUAAGACUCUAUCUGGAGGGGAAAAGAAGAGGCUGUCUUUCGCAACAGAAUUGCUUACUGAUCCCCCAAUAUUAUUCUGUGAUGAACCGACAACAGGUCUGGAUUCCUACUCGGCCCAGAAUUUGGUAUCAAUGAUGAACGUAAUGGCAACCGGUGGCAAGACAAUCCUGUGUACCAUUCAUCAACCUUCGUCUGAGAUCUUCGCCAUGUUCAGCCAAAUCAUAUUGUUGGCUGAAGGUAGAAUAGCUUACAUGGGUUCCAGAUCAGGAGCUUUGAAUUUCUUCAAUUCAAUGGGAUAUCCCUGCCCUUCAGCUCAUAAUCCAGCCGAUUACUUUAUUAGGAUUUUGGCAACACCUCACGGAUUCGAAGAGAACAGUAAGAAUGUAGUCAAAAAGAUCUGUGACAAUUUUUCAGUAAGUGAUUAUGCGAAGGAGGUGGAUGUAGUAGUGCAGUAUGAAUUCCAUAUGGGAAGAGCUGGAACAUUUAACGAGUUCGAAGUUCGUUCCAAGUUCAAGGAGGCCCGCUGCUUGACGAAACUUUAUUUUUUGAUUUAUCGCUGGUUCCUGGACAUUUUGAGGGAUCCUACCAUCCAGAUUCUUGGGAUUAUGCAGAAAGUGGGAAUAGGUCUCAUGGUAGGCUUAUGUUAUUCCAACGUAGAUCCCAAAACUCAGGAUGGAAUCCAGGCUGUUCAGGGUAUGGCUUUCCUGCUGAUAUCGGAAAAUACAUUCUCUCCUAUGUACUCAGUGCUUGAAACAUUUCCAAAAGAUCACGCAUUAUGUAUAAGAGAAUAUCAAUCAGGGCUCUAUGCCCUAUCAACAUACUACGUCUCUAAGAUUCUAGCAACGGUGCCCGGACUUCUCAUUGAACCGAUAAUUUACGUUUUGAUAGCUUAUUGGUUGGCAGGACUACAAUCCACAUUGAAUGCUUUCUUCUUCACUGUUUUGGCAGCUGUUUUAACCAUGAAUGUUUCCUGUGCUUGUGGGAUUUUUUUCUCUAGUGCUUUCGAUACGUCUGCUAUGGCUAUGCAGUAUUUGAUUCCCUUCGAUUGCAUCAUGAUGGUGACAUGUGGGAUAUUCAUCAAUUUGAGUACUUUAUCUGCCAUAAUUUCAUGGACUAAAUAUUUAUCCUGGAUGAUGUAUUCCUAUGAAGUAAUCACCAUUGUCCAAUGGCAGAAUGUUAAGAAUAUAACUUGUAGUCCGACUUCUCAAGAUCUCCCAUGUUUGACUGAUGGUGAAGAAGUUUUGGAAAAAUUCAGUUUUUCCAAAGAUAACCUUACAAAAAAUUUAUUUGCAAUGGUCUUUUUAUGUGUAGCGUUUUAUGUUAUUGGCUUCUUUUGUUUGUGGAGAAAAAUGCAGAGAAAAUGAAAUGUAAAUUUUUAUUAUCAAAUAUAAACGACAUAUU
Harmonia axyridis is the source of this 3946-nucleotide messenger RNA. It is a transcript of the gene st, whose product is annotated as protein scarlet. The record is from RefSeq and is a predicted model, not a curated record. NCBI's taxonomy places the organism in Eukaryota, Metazoa, Arthropoda, Insecta, Coleoptera, Coccinellidae. Bases 124 to 3909 code for a protein of 1261 amino acids. Gene Ontology annotation, molecular function: ABC-type transporter activity; ATP binding; ATP hydrolysis activity. Gene Ontology annotation, cellular component: plasma membrane. The transcript has 26 exons.